Molecule: messenger RNA, 8841 nt
Organism: Cottoperca gobio
Lineage: Eukaryota; Metazoa; Chordata; Actinopteri; Perciformes; Bovichtidae
Gene: zhx1
Product: zinc fingers and homeoboxes 1
Exons: 8
Coding region: 525-3281 (918 amino acids)
Biological process (GO): regulation of transcription by RNA polymerase II
Cellular component (GO): nucleus
Molecular function (GO): DNA binding; DNA-binding transcription factor activity, RNA polymerase II-specific
Source: RefSeq, a predicted model, not a curated record
UCUGCCGUUAAAAAAUAUCAGAGAAUUAGGUCAGCAAACUAACGCAAUGAAUGUGUAACUACCGUGUUUUUGAUUAUAUAACUUUCACCCAAGGCGCGACCUGGGCUCAAAAUAAACUGCUCCGCCGAGGAGAGAGAUGUCCAGUGUUUCUAGCAUCUGCAGGAGCCGUAGCCGUUAGACCGGUCCGCCUGUCUGUCUGCCUCCCACCGCUGGGGUUUGGAGACCCACAAGCCCAAAAAACGGUAACGCUAGCUGCUGUAGUCCCGGCCAGGCUGGGGCUGAAUGGUUAGCCGGGGGAAGGAGAGACACCACCAGACAGAACCCAAAGGUGCCUGCCGAGACCCAGGAAAUCACUCCUCGUCUCGACAACCUGGUAUCAACACGGUGUACAUUUCAGUAGUUGCAAAAUACAUAAUGCAAGGACUCUAGCAUGUAAACCCAACCACCUAAGACAUGUGAGCCUCGAACCUUCUGUCCCAGAUCUUCUUUACCCUGAGCAGAAGUAAACAGAGUUUGGUCUGACAAUGUCGAGCCGCCGGAAAUCAACCACACCUUGCAUGGUGCUGCCUUCUGAUGUGGUGGAGCAAGAAGAGGUGGAGGAGAAAAUGGAAAGGACAAAGGAGGAACAGGCGGAUGAGGAGGAGAAGAAGGUGAAGGAGGGAGCAGAGCAGGAGCCCACUGCAGAAGAGCUGAGUCAGGCAGUAGUGGUUGUGCCCACCCCUCCAGAUUCAGAUGAGCCCAGUGUCUGUACUGUAGAAGACAGUGAAGUCCUCGCUCCCUCACUGAAGCGCAGUGCAACAAACCCUCCUGAGGAUCCGAGCAGUGAACAGUCGACCCAGGAACAACAGUGUUAUACGCCCGAGGAGGGAGGAGCAGACCCCGCUACGGUCGCUGCCAUUUCCCUCAGCAAAACUCCCAUCAUGAGGAUGAAGACCAAAUGUGAACCCAAGAGGAUCGCUGUGUCCCUGAAAUCAACAGACGAGGCAGUGGAGGGUUUUGGAGGGGGCGAGGGAGAGUUGGGAGGAGACCAGCAGCCCAUCGAAGCUCCUCUGGGGCCGAUGACGCCUGUGGAGAUGCUGCUGCACGACUCCAUGAAGCCCGGAGGAGGAGGCUUGCUGGUCAGCCCGUACUCUGAGCAGCAGAGGAAGUCAGCAACUUUAAACUCCACAGUUCUGCCUGCUGGCCUGGCACAGGUGCUUUCUGCUCUCCAGGCCCAGCAGAGUGCAGCUGCAGCUCAGCCUCAGCUGCUGAUUCCCCUCAGCAGCAUCCCCUCCUACAGUGCAGCUAUGGACACCAACCCCCUGCUGGUCAACACAUACAAGAAGUUUCCUUACCCCUGCAUGGCCGAGAUUUACAGCCUGGCAGCACAGACACAGUUCACAGAGGAGCAGAUCAAGGUGUGGUUCUCAGCCCAGCGGCUGAAGCACGGUGUGAGCUGGACUCCAGAGGAAGUGGAGGAGGCCAGGAGGAAACAGUUUAAUGGCACGGUGCACACGGUGCCGCAGACCAUCACUGUCAUACCUGCUCACCAACUCUCAGCAGCUGCCAACGGCCUGCAGUCCAUUCUACAGACCUGCCAGAUAGUGGGCCAGCCCGGACUGGUGUUCACACAGGUCGGCCCAGGGGGGCACCUUCCAGUCACCAGUCCCAUCACCCUGACAGUGGCAGGGCUGCCCAGCCAGUCCCAGAGCUCCAGCAGAGUUUCCUGCCAGCCCACCCUGACAAACAGUGAGCUGAAACGGGCUACCACUGUCCAGCCUCCCUCUCUCUCUCCGCAGGUGGGGACAGCACUCGUUGCUGCCUUUCAGGAGAACUUGGCCCUCAGCGCUGACACAUUCAAUUUGCGGCCUAAGAAGUCCAAAGAGCAGCUGGCGGAGCUGAAAGCCAGCUACCUGAAAAACCACUUUGUCACUGAUGCGGAAAUUUCCCGGCUGAUGACGCUCACCAACCUAACAAAGGGAGAGAUCAAGAAAUGGUUCAGUGACACCAGGUACAACCAGCGCAACUCCAAGAACAGCCAUGUCAUUGUUUUCCAUGAUGGAGGGGGCAGAGGAAGUGGCAGCUGUGGUAGCAGUGCUGGCACCACCAUUGUUAUUGACUCAAGCGAUGAGACCCCCACAUCUCCCUAUCCUCCCUGCACUCCGCCUGUGAAGGAGACGCGGCCCAAAACAUGGAAUCCGUUCCCAGAUUUUACCCUGCAGAAGUUUAAGGAGAAGACUCCAGAGCAGCUGGUAGUGCUGGAAGAAAGUUUUGAGAAGAACAGCACCCCGUCAGAUGAAGAGCUGAGCCGCCUGAGGACAGAGACUAAACUGACACGGAGGGAGAUUGAUGCCUGGUUCACCGAGAGACGAAAAAUGCUGUCCGUCAGUACUUCCUCCCCGGAUUCUUCAGAGGGAGGAAAGAUGGAAGAAGGAGGAGCAGGAGCCAGUUCUUCUUCUCCUUCUGCCUCCUCGUCCCGUAGAGGUAGUCAAACUCCUCCUGGCGGUCGGGGUAAGCAGCUGCCCACCAGCAGCAACAAAGACAUGAAAGACAAGAAUAAAAAGACUCCGGAGCAGCUCCAUAUUCUGAAAAGUGCCUUCGUGCGGACCCAGUGGCCCACAUCAGAGGAGUACGACCAGCUGGCAGAAGAGAGCGGCCUCCCUCGGUCCUACAUCGUCAGCUGGUUCGGGGACUCUCGCUACUCGUGGAAGAACAGUAACCUGAAAUGGUUCUUCCAGUACCAAAGUGGCAACGUGGAAGGGCCAAACGGUGGAGGAAGCAAUAAAAUGGGAAGCGGCACCGGUCGAAAGAGACGCGGCCGAAAUCGUGGUUGGGGGCGGUCCCGAACCAGAAAGCAGCCAAGGAGGUCUGCCUCCUCCAGUGCAGAGGUCGAUGGAUCUCCCCAGUCGAAAAAAAUCAAGAGUGGGAGGGAGAUUCUGAAGGAGUACUACAUGAAGAACCGUUUUCUCAAUGAGCAAGACCUGGAUGAGCUCGUCACCAAGUCCAACAUGAGCUACGAACAGGUGAGGGAGUGGUUCGCAGAGGUCCAGCGACGUUUGGAGAUGGGGGCAGAUCCCUUCCUGGAGGCAGCUAUGGGAGGGACAGGUGGAGACGAAGCAGGAGAGGGAGGUGAGACGCAGGGAGAGGAGUCUACGCCAACCAAGGAGAAGACCGGCACAGGGGCGGGAGACGAGGAUGAUGACGAAGGAGAUGAGGACGACGGCGGCGAUGAUACGGACGACAGUGAGGUUUGGGAGCCGUCCCGUAGCGUCAGGAAGUCCUUGUCAGUCUCCGAAGACUAAUGAUGAUUUAAAGCGCGGUGAAACAUCACAGAAUGUUACAAGAGAAAUAGUUGUAUGAUCAAAUGCUGGAAGAACACUUAGAAGUCUUUUUGCCACUGAUUUGCAUAUGUACUCAUUUGCAACAUGAAUUCACUGUAUUUGAAAACUAUUUCUGACAUCACGUCUGCAUGAGACGAACAGAUGGACUAUUAGCUUUAGCUCACUCUCUCAAUCCCAAUCUUCAAGCUGAAGAUAAAAUAGUUACCCAACAGGAUAUCCAGACAAAUCUGUACAUUUGAUUGCAAUUCAUGAAUACUGUUGUACAUGAGAGAUUUUAGUGUUGGCCAGGCCCCUCGUUAAAUGUGCACUCCUUGCUUGCUCUAUGAAGCCAGUAAGGGAGAUUGAUUUACACAGUUUUGCUGCAUUUCCUUGAGAAGGAACCUGAAGCCGGUUAUGUGCACAGGCCUAAAUUCAAACUUUAUUCUCCAAUGUAAUGAAUGUCCCAAACGGCCCACUCAGAAACAAACAACUCAUUUGUGUGUUUACAAAGGUGCUUAAAAACGUGUCACAGCUAGAUGUCACUGCUGAGCAAUGUCCCCAAUGAAACUAGCAAACAUCUAUUUGUGGAACCUGUUGAUUUUAAAUGUGUCAGCAUCUUUUUUUCCUAGCACCUGUGAAGUCUACCACAGGGACCGGAUAUGAAUCAGCAGGUUGUUUGAGCCGACAUGGAUUGAUGAUGACACUGAAAGUCGGCGUUUUUUCUCUAGAGAUAAACGCCUAAAACGAUGCGAGACAAAGGACUGUACUGCUGAAUGAAUGCCAAUGCCACGGUGCUUUUAUACACAGGAUGUCUACUCAAGUCUUCCCUUUAUAUCAGCUUGUUUUUUCAUUAGUAUUAUAGAUUUCUAACUGAACACAUACAGAUCUGAUGGGAAAAGGCCACAGUAUGUGUUUAGUAUGCAGUGCUAGUAAUGUUUUUAAACUAAUUUUUCACGUUUUUGAUAAAACACAUCCUGUGCUAUUAUGACCUUUUCAAAGGGUGAUUCAGACAGUAUGAGGCUGUUGUCUCCUGAGCAGUGAGCUACAGUUUACAGAUCGACUCAGAGGCUCCAUUUGUGAACUAAAUAAUGGCCAUUGUGAGGCAGACAUCUGGGUCCACUGAAAUAGAACAGAAACAAAAGAUUAGCUGCAAUGAUUUUGUUUAGAAUUUAGUUGGUUUGUGAUGGGUUGAAUGGAUGUACUGUAUUUUAAGAUGGGUGGGGGGGGGGACAGCAUUGAAGAGUUUUACCCAUGGAAAUGUCAAUCCACAAGUUAUCACCACAGAUCACAGACACCUUGCCUUUUAGUUUUGGGCUCCUCUGCUCAUGUCAAAAACCAGGCCUGUGAAUCAUUUUGGGUUUUGACCCUUACUCUUAAGAAAGACUGUUAAACAGUAUUUCAAAAAAUAAUUUGACUCCCGUCUGCACUGAAGAGACAAACGUGAAGCACCUAAACUAAACUUGUAAAAGAAAUGCACUUUGUCCACUUGUAUACCUGGUGGACUAAAUCCUGAUUUGGCACCUUAUCUCUUAUUAUACCAUAAAAUGGCUCUGAGAGACCAAAUCUCUUUUGUAUGACUACUACUAAACCAGUAUUUUGCCUUCUUUUUUUAUCCUCAAUGUGUUUUCAGUAGGAGGUGUCAAUUUAUCCACUUUUUUAAUAGUAUGUGUUGUUUCAUAUUUGGAUGUUUAUAAGGCUCAAAAACUAGUAGAACAAUCACCCACCGCUUUCUUUCGCUAAAUUGCACAAAUUGAGCCCCAUUUUUAAGCUUUUCUCCUUUUGAAAAUGCACAUGUGUUAUAUUUGUCGCCAUGUUAUGUGUUGUUGCUUUAAACUAUGGGAAUUGUCUCCCAUUUCUCCUUCUCUCCUUCUCUGCUCCAACAUACCCCCGUCUGACUCGUUACCCCUCUCCUCCAGUCCACUUUUGUAAAACAAACGCCUAGACUCAUGAUGUGCACUUCCCAAGACAUGUUUCUGUAAAUGUUAUCAGUGUCCUGUUGGCCCUCUGUCUCAUCAAAUAGUCUACAAGACAGGCAGAAAGACCGACAGACAAACAUGGCUAUAGGGGGACGUCUUCAAAAGACAUUCUUGGAAAAUUCCCUUCCCCUCGUGGAAGGAAUUGUUGUCACGCCUGAAGAAACAGCACAGCAUUCCCUGUAGCCGCAAAGUCUACCAAAUACCGCUCCUCGUUCUAACUGUUCCUCACGCUUUACCGCAUUCAAUUGACAGGACAGUAGACUGAAAACUGACUCGACCGUAGCUCUUCACAAAUAGAGGAGAGACUCCGAUGAAGCUUUGCAGAUAAACCUAUGUGCCUACAUGGCUGGUACGCUUGUUUGAACAGAAUUUCACCAACCCUUCGACGAUGACGAGAGAGGAUUUGUGAACGCUUCACAUAUCACAUACUCUUUGGUAAUUCGUAAGGAAGGCUUGUUCAAUCUAAGUUGUGAUGCAUGACCGAGCUUUGCUUUCUGCUGACGCUAAAAGAUGCCUAGAUACUCUGAAGUUGACAUGAGAAACCUCUGUUGUAAGUCCUUUUAACGGAUACCUUGGUGUUCCGAAUUGAGUUAUAUUUCCCCACCAGGCACUUGUCACACUACGUGUUGGCACCUGUUAGCUGUCCACUUUAAUGAGUAACUUUGAAAGCAGUUUUGUCUGCUAGCUGUAAGAGAGCUAUUGUAGCUAGUUUAUCAACUGAAGGAGAGUCGAAUCCUUGAUACAUUUUGUCGUAAUGUGACAAGUGCUUGCUCAUGAAAAAUUAGAAAUUCAAAAAUGUUAAGGGAUACCUUUUGUCUAAUAAUGCAUGCAAUAACCACGACAACGGCUCAUUUUGUACAUACUAUAUUUUGGGUUGGUAUACUUGGCACAGUAGAAGCCUAAUCUGGGAAUAAUUAUUAUUAUAAUACCAGUCACUUUUCAUUCAUGGACCUGUUUUCUUUAAAAAAAAAAAAAAAAACGUUUAAAAAAAGUUUCCAAUUCAUGGAAACAUUUUAGUCCUUUGCUCGGAACUAUGUUAUCACCAGAAUUGCAGUCGUUGCACGGCAGCCAUUUUGUGCCCUUUUUGUUGAAUCCUUGUACUUCACGUCUUGUUUUAGUCCGCAGGUUAGGCUUAAUCCUGCCCCCGGUAUCCAGCCCAAAGUCUUUUACAGUGUGCUCAGUCUUUACUAUAGUCAGUCUGUUUUGAAUGGUUUUAUAUGUUUCUAUCUAUGAAAACUGUGUCUUUACAACUCUUUCCAGACAUCAGUGGAUUGCUUGUUAACAAGACAAACUCAUACAAUAUGUACAGUAGAUUAGUGUUUUUGAAAUAGAAUCAGUUUUAGUGUUCAGCCAGUGUUUACCCAAGUUGCUUUUUGGUUGCAAAAAAUAUAGAAUCAGAACUCGAGAGAAAAGACACGCACUUACUUCAAACGAAUGUCCUGGUAGCACUGGAAACAAGUUUUUUUGCUUGCUAAUAAUGUGUCCAAAUGUUUUCGGCUAUAGAACGGAGUCGUUUUAUAAAGCUGUAUUAGAUGUGACAGAAAUUGACACAUGAAGUAGGCCUGUGAAAAUACAUUUGCAUCUUGGCUAUGGAGGGAGCUUUCUAGCACUGUACCAAAUCAUUUGAAGCUUCAUUUAUAACGUUGCCCUUUUCAAAUACAACAUUUCACUGCGAUCAAAAGACCGUUUACUCUCCUGCUUGCCGCACACAAAGGGAGGCACUGGCCUGUAUUAACGGGGCGAGCUAGCAGCAAUCUAACGGCACCAGAAAUGACAUUUAUAUAAACACAAAAACAAUCUUUUUUCCCCCCCUAUUUGUAUUAGGGUAAUAACGUCAUAAAACAUGACGACAGAAGCUUCAUUCGAUUAAAAACUCAAUAAUUCAAAUAUUUUAAAAAUGACAUAGAGUACAGCCCUAGAGCUUUCUAAAGUAAAAAAAAAAAGAAACCCUGAUGACGCAUUAGGGUCAUCUCAGAUUUUUAAAUGUUAACAGAGUGCACUAUAAAUUACACGUGUGAAUUGAGAAGGUAAAGAGAAACUAAGGAAAGACACAAAUCUGUUGCAUUAUAGGAGAUGCAGGAUGUAGUGUUUUUGGUGCUUGACCCAUAAUAGAGACUCCACGUCAAUAAACGGUAUUGAGUGGCCGUACUGAAUCGCACCCCUCUAAUGGUUUUCUGUUUAGACAGAAGGUAGUAACAGAACCAGUUCUGCUACAGUACAACUGUUACAGUACAGGUCAUAUCUUAGCCAGAGCGACUUACAGUGAACUAACUACAGGGACAGUCUCCCUGGAGCAACUUGGGGUUAAGUACCUUGCUCAGGGUACAAUGGUGCAGCCCAGGUAAUGAACUCAUGACCUUCUGGUGCUCUGUUUGGAAGGCGUACCACUAGACCACUAGGCUAUCACCACCCCAACUGUCUAAUAAACCUUCGCUUUUAAAUAUGAAUCAUGUAUUUAAAAAGUUUUCCCAGGUUUAUGAGGUGUCAUGUCUGCUCCCCGAGUUGUGAUUUUAUAUCCAACAUGUAUCCCAGUUAACUUUGUGCAGUAGAGCUAGGAGCUAACAUUGUGAUCUGAAUAGUUUACCUGAUGUCCUAUUGUGCACAUGUCAUAUCUGUAUCCUUCGCUAUCCUUCUGCUAUACUCCUCACUCGUCUGUGUUUAGACAGGUAGUUGGUUGAAUGUUUCUUACAACAAUCAGAGAUUCAAAUGUUUUAACUAUACAGCAGCCAUCUUUUUUUGGCACAAAAACCCAACAAAAAACACCUUGUCAGAAUUGUGAUAUAUACACGUAUAAAUGUUUUGUUUGUUUCUCACUUUUACUUUAAAUUUACAGUGAAAUGUUCACCUUUUGGUUUAUCUGCUGACAGUUUUUACCCCAAGUUAUUGCUUUGCAUUUUUCUCUUUGUUCCCGCUUCAAUACAACUCGUAUACUUCUCUUUUGCUGAACGAUGACAGUGAUCUCUCUGCUCCUGUAUUAGGUUACAGUCGGUUCCGUGGACACAGGAAUAACACCAUGAUCUAACAAACAAAAAAACUAGUGUUCCUUUAAAGACAACAAAUAUUUACUGUGGCAUUUUAAAAUGUCACUCGUGACAUUGUUGGAUUUUUUGCCCCUAGAACUAAGAUUUUAAAUAUAAGCUGUGAUCUCUGAACUUGUUUAUGUUGUUGAUGAUGAUGAUGACGAUGACGACCUAAAACAACUCAACAGAACAGUUCAAAUCUGUGUUAUUCUGUGACUACGAAACUGACAUUUACAUUUACACUAAGUUAUUCCUACACUCUGCCUGUACAUCUGAAAUGUGUUAAACCCUGAGAGUAUCUGUCAUAAACUUUGAUUAAACAAGGUAUGUUUGUGUGUCGCCUCUGCAGGCUUGCUUUAGAAAGCGAACAAUUCCUUUUUACAAUCCCUGCAAUCAUCAGCUACCAGCUGUAAAAGCAAUUUGUGCAAUGUUAAUUUAAAACCCCGGCUUUUAUUAAGGCUCUGGUUUGAUUUCUAGCUUGAUUUCGUAAGAAUUUAUAUUUUAUACUUGUUUGAGGACAAAACCCAAUAAAUUUUGAUCAAAACA